Messenger RNA from Drosophila busckii, 906 nucleotides. RefSeq lists its product as uncharacterized. Gene Ontology annotation, cellular component: extracellular region. The record is from RefSeq and is a predicted model, not a curated record. Gene Ontology annotation, molecular function: chitin binding. The transcript is spliced from 3 exons. Bases 27 to 854 code for a protein of 275 amino acids. NCBI's taxonomy places the organism in Eukaryota, Metazoa, Arthropoda, Insecta, Diptera, Drosophilidae.
UUCUAAAGUCAAAUCAAAGUGAAAAGAUGAUCAAGUUCUACGUGAUAUUGUGCGCAAUGCUGCUGGCGGCUGUGGAUGCGCAAGAGCAGUGCGGCGUGUGUCAAAAGGAUAAUGAGGUGUCCUGCGAGUCAGAGAAUACUUAUUAUCUCUGCAUGGAUAAUAACAAAAUUGGGGAGCUGCAAACGUGUCCAGGAGAAACCAUUUGCAGCAGCGAUGCUAGAGUUUGUGUUCCUAAAACGUCUGCAACAAGUGUUUGCAACGAGAAUAGUCACUCAUCUUGUCAGUUUUGCUACACUACAUCCAAAUAUGCCUGCGUUAGCCAAACUCAAUACGCUCGCUGCAUUGGAGGAGAAAUCGCCGCCGUUUUCAGCUGUAAGAGCGAUGAGAUUUGCAUAUUCGAAGCUCAAUCUGAGUUCAAAACUGUCUGCGUUCCCGAGUGUGCUGCUAAGUUUAUUAGUCAGACAGCCAGCUGCCCCAAUGCUGACUAUACACCCACGACUGCUGCACCACCCACCACACCCAGCUUGGAUAAUAAGAUCAAGCGCUGUCAAGAAGCCUCUAGCGGAAUAACUAGCACUUGGUUUUAUGCGCCUUACGAUCAGGAAUGCAAGAGCUAUGUUUAUUGCCAGCGCAGGAACCUUAACAGUCAGGAUUGGACAGCCAUCUAUAGAACUUGUCCGGCUACCGCACCAUAUUUCAAUGAGGAAACCUAUGGCUGUGUGGUCAAGAGGCCAGCUAGCUGCAUUGUAACUACGACCACCACUACAACUCCAAACACCUCAACCGAAGCAAAUCCAAAUACCGAAGAAAAUCCAGAACCGACUGAACCCAAACCAGAGGAUAAUGAGUUUUAAUUGAUGGUUAUAUACAUACAAAUAUCUACGAAAAUGUAUAAAAUAUAAUUAU